Molecule: messenger RNA, 2781 nt
Organism: Fusarium oxysporum Fo47
Lineage: Eukaryota; Fungi; Ascomycota; Sordariomycetes; Hypocreales; Nectriaceae
Product: G protein-coupled glucose receptor regulating Gpa2-domain-containing protein
Exons: 11
Coding region: 1-2781 (926 amino acids)
Biological process (GO): adenylate cyclase-activating G protein-coupled receptor signaling pathway
Cellular component (GO): plasma membrane
Molecular function (GO): G protein-coupled receptor activity
Source: RefSeq, a predicted model, not a curated record
AUGGAGUCGCCAAUGCAUAUCUAUCAUCGUGAGGCCCUGGCCGCUCCCGCUGAUCGAUCAGAGAUGGUCCUGCAAAGUAUUGUUAUCCUGGUCGUGUCAGUUCUUUCCAUUCUUGGAGCUGGAUGGAUUAUCGUCUUCAAAAGUCUCCGAUCAUUCCGCCAUCAACUCAUUCUUGGGCUCGCAGCUAGCGACUUUCUGAUGGCUCUCAACUUUCUCUCAUCGACUGCCAUGAACAUCAACGGCAAGGAGAUCGGUGCUCCAGAGCAUCAAACAUUCUGCAGUUUCAAUGGUUUCAUGACCCAAGUAUUUGUCAUACAGACAGAUUACUGGGUCUUAACUAUUGCAAUGUGCACCUACGUCAUUUUGGCAGGUUACAAAUCCUUAUCAUCCUGGGUCCAAGAUCAACGCAUCUUCCUUUCGUGUCUUCCCUGGGUACUUAGCCUUCUUUGGGCUGGAAUUGGACUGAAACUGGCGGGAUAUGGUGAUAUUGGAGCUUGGUGCUGGUUCACUUCCGAUGAAGUCCGCCUCCUUGCCAACUUUGUUCCGCGAUGGGUCAUCAUCAUCACCAUCCUCUCCAUGUACGCUCGUCUGUACUUCAUUCUCCGAAAAUCGCAUAAGAGUUUCAUCUCACUUGGAAACUCAAACUCGACAUCAGAACCCUCUAGAGAACGGACUAUUACGCGGUCGAAUCAUGAUGUCUGGCGCUAUCACGAGUCAGAUGCCGCUGGUCGUCGAAGACUGCAAAGGAUUGCACGAUUAAUGAUUAUGUAUCCCGUUGUGUAUAUGCUGGUCUGGACACUGCCUACGGCCAUUCGGAUAUAUCAAACCAUCAAGCAUACUCCAGCUCCAUUUGCAUUGCAGACGAUCGACAAGGCCUGCAUUGUGUCACAAGGUCUCGUCGACGCCAUAAUCUAUGGUGUCAAUGAAUCUUCUCUGAGUCGAUGGCGCGAGCUCAUAUUCCCGUCCAGCGAUAAGGAUGUCACAGAGACUGUUUCAGCCAGAAACAUCGAUACCAGAGUAUCUACGCGGGUGCACUCAAAUGCAGCCGUUGCCUCUUCUGCGUCUAGUAGCAAAGUCAUAAUCACAACGUCGAUUGAGCAGGAGACAAGCAGUAUCGAUAAAGAUGAUGGGGUGGAGCUCACAGAAAUGAGGCCGGUUUUUAGGCAAAACUCAGAACAUUCCGAGGUCCACGACGUCAUCUCAACGCCAAUAUUCACAGACCAAGUCGGCAAAUACCUCAAACAACACGCACCCAAAAAGAAAGCACCCCAAUAUGGACUGCUGGCCUGCGACAUCUCUAAUGGUUCAGCGCUAAACGAGUCUUCUAGGUUGUUCUACAACGUCGCGGCUCCUUCUAGCGUCUUUAUUUGUGGGAGUCAAGGCUCUGGAAAGAGCCAUACAUUGGCAACGCUACUGGAGAAUUGUCUCGUGAGAUCCGUUGCGAAUGCCUUGACUCGACCGCUGGCAGGGCUGGUCUUUCAUUAUGAUUCCUUCGUAUCGGAUUCAGGCGGUAUCCCAUGCGAAGCAGCGUGUCUGUCCUCUAAUAAGAAAAAUAUCUACGCCUGUCUCCCCAACGUCACGGUUCAAGAGCUUCGCUUCAGUCAAGAUGACCUAAACACAAAACGCAUGUUGAACCUGAUGGUAGCAAGCCCGGGCCAAGGCGAAAAAAUGCCACUGUACCUUCACACCGUUACGCGCAUUUUGCGAGAACUGAGAAUCAAGCAGCAACAGCGAGGAGGGGGCUUCAACUACCAAGAGUUUAAGAAUGCCAUGAAAGCUGCGAAUCUCACUAAACAGCAAUCUGCUCCUCUUCACCAACGACUGGAAACACUGGAGAGCUUUAUGGUGAAGCAGGACGCUCCUGCGGAAGGACCAAAAAGUAAGAAAGGGGAGGGAAAAGCAGCGCCGAAGAACCAAGGCAAAGUUGACUGGACACAUGUUAGUGGCCAGCUGACCAUUGUCGACCUAUCCUGCCCAUGCGUAACCGCAGAACAAGCAUGCUCUUUAUUCGAUAUAUGUCUCAGUCUCUUCCUCGAGCAGAAAACAGACUUGGGACGAGUAGUGGCACUGGAUGAGUCACACAAGUACAUGAACAAUACCAACGAAAGCAGCGUUUUCACAGAGUCCCUAUUGUCUGCAAUCCGCCUCCAACGCCACAACGGUACGAGAAUCAUUAUAUCUACACAGGAGCCUACAGUAUCUCCGAACCUAUUGGAUCUCUGCUCCAUCACAAUUGUUCAUCGUUUCACAUCGCCGGUCUGGCUUCAAGUUCUCCGGCGCCACCUUGCGGGGGCUUCUAAUAAUGACGAGUCAGGCGCCAAAGGGCUGGAAACACCAAAUGAAAGCGAGCAGGGUUCUAAACAAUAUUGGACCAUUCCAGCAUCUGAGAUUUUCUCCAACAUUGUGCAACUCCGCACUGGUGAGGCAUUUGUAUUUGCUCCAAGCGCUAUAGUCGACGCUAUACCCAAGACUCACGCAGGGGCUUCUGUUGCACAGAAGGGCGGCGAUUGGCAACCGGUUUUUCUUGGUGAUGGAAUCAUCAAAGCGAUAACCCCUCACAAUGAGCUCAUCGGCCUCGGCAUUCCACUUCUCCGACGGAACAGCCAGAGCGACUGUUGCGGACAACAUAAUGUACGUGAUCACGGUGGUGAAUCUCAUGAUGCCUCCUUUGGGUUAUGUAUAACAGCUGGACUUACAACUACCGAUUCGCUGCUUUACGAUACAGGCCUAUCCCCAUAUUUCAACCCGCAGCCGCGUCAUGUUAUACGAACUAGAACUUAA